Coniosporium apollinis CBS 100218 is the source of this 2703-nucleotide messenger RNA. RefSeq lists its product as uncharacterized. Gene Ontology annotation, molecular function: ATP hydrolysis activity; ATP binding; mismatched DNA binding. Bases 1 to 2703 code for a protein of 900 amino acids. Gene Ontology annotation, biological process: mismatch repair. The record is from RefSeq and is a predicted model, not a curated record. Gene Ontology annotation, cellular component: MutLalpha complex. NCBI's taxonomy places the organism in Eukaryota, Fungi, Ascomycota, Dothideomycetes. The transcript has a single exon.
AUGCCUAUCGAAGCCCUCCCACCCGCCACAACCCGCCUCAUCGGCUCAGCCCAAGUCCUCACCGACCCCUCCUCCGUCGUCAAAGAGCUCAUCGACAACGCCCUCGACGCGCGCGCAGCCUCCAUCUCCGUCGAGGUCGCCGCCAACACCAUCGACGUGAUCCAAGUCCGCGACAAUGGCCACGGCAUCGCGCCGGACGACCGCGCAAUGGUGUGCCGGCGCUACUGCACGAGCAAGAUCAGGUCUUUCGACGACCUGCGGAGGGUGGGUGGCAGCGUGCUGGGGUUCAGGGGCGAGGCGCUGGCGAGUUUGGCGGAGAUGAGUGGGAGCUUGAGUGUCAUGACGAGGGUCGAGGGCGAGGCGUGUGCGGUUAAUCUGAAGAUUGGGAGGGCGGGGGAGGUCGAAGGGACAGAGAAGGCGUCGCAUCCCGUCGGCACGACUAUCAGAGCCACGGACUUCUUUAAAGGCAUCCCGGUUAGGAUGCAGGCGGCGCUGAAGCACUCGGCGAGGUAUUUGGCGAAGAUUAAGAGGACUAUGCAGGCGUAUGCGCUGUGUAGACCCACCGUCAGACUUUCACUGAAAGUCCUGAAGGCUAAGAAUGAUAAGGGCAACUGGGUCUAUGCGCCGAAGCAGGGGGCUGGGGUUGAGGACGCGGCGUUGAAGGUCGUGGGGAGGGACUGCGCUGCCCAAUGCUCCUGGUCAGUCCUUGAGUCGCAUGGCUUCACCAUGCAGGCAUUUCUACCGAAGCCGGAUGCGGAUUCCACCAAGAUCAGCGGUAUUGGGCAGUUUCUCUCCGUGGAUUCAAGGCCGGUUUCUGCGACUCGGCAGACGCUCAAGAAAGUGGUUUCGAUAUUCAAGGAGAAGCUGAGAAAGGCAAAUCCGAAGCCAGACAGUGUGAAGGAUCCCUUCUUGUACCUGAAUAUUGUGUGUCCGCCGGACAGCUAUGACCCAAACGUGGAGCCAGCAAAGGACGAUGUACUCUUCGACAACGAAGCUAACGUUCUGGCGGCGGCUGAAGAGCUAUUCCUCGCAUGCUAUCCGCAGGUACCCCUGGAAACGGUUCAGUCUAGCCCAGGUGUACAGCCAAGGGAUGCAAGCACACCUACGGAAAGACAGCCAGUCAUUGAAGUGUUUGAGGAUGAAAGCAACGUAACACAUACGCCCGCAGGAGGACGACGCGUGUGGAGAUCCAACAUGUACGGGCACGAUGAGGAAGACACGGUUGUGGCGGACGACCGGCCUCAUUCCGUGCAAGAAGAUGACUGCGAUGCGGAGCAGAAUGCCCGUAGCGUCGAAGUAUCUAAUCCAUGGAUCAUAGCCAAGAUGACCACUUCCGCUCCAAAGAAAAGACCAACCUCGCUCAACAAUGGCCAGCUCAUGACUCCUCUUCGUGAGCGCAGCGGUGCAGAGAUCAAUUCGAGCUCACCUGUCCGAGCAGCAAGCCAUAUGCAGUCUCGUAUACAGGCCCCGUUCACUCCACAGCCAUCACCAUCAGCUGCAAAUAUAGGCUCAGGAUCUUCGCAAGGCGAAUCGCUGCACCAAACCAUCCAGCGACCUGCCUCGCCACAGCCCCAUCAUGCUGUAUCAGAUGAUGAAGUUUCCUUACUAUCAGCGCGGCAACCUUCCAUUCAGUCAAGAAAUGACUUCGUCACAGCGCGCGAGCUGACAUUAGGCACGCCUCUUCAUGCCAUUCCUGAGGCUGCGUCAAGGCCCCAUCGUCCUGCACCUAGCAAGCAGCCUAAAGAUGUCAACAAGUCUCUCAAAUCUCCUCUCAAUGAUCCCUCAGAUGUCUGGUUCAAGAUAAGUUCGUCCUCGCAACCCUCACGUCAGAGGGGCCCGCCUGGAAAGCGAGGACGGCCUGUGGGAGGACAGCCUUUCUGGACUCCGCGAAGCCAGGCCUACGAUGCUGCCGAUGCGCUGAUAAACCGUAUUACCUCUUCUGACACGCGGAACAAUAGAGACAUCCGUGACUUCGUUACCGCUGGCGAGCUGGUAGCGGCCGGUCCACGUUGGUCGGAUGAGCAUAGUACUGUCGCUGGUACAGAGGAUGCAGACAUGCUUCUGCAACCUCCUUCUCCGCACGCCCGGGAGAGUGGUUCAUCUUCUGUGACCAGAGCAGCAUCACCGGUGUCAAGACGUUUAAGGCGGGUUUCGGGUUCACCAGAAGCCAUGGUCGACGAGAUAGACGCAGAGUUCCAGCGCCAUCUUGUUGGAGCAAGGGUACGGUCCCGUCCAGCUUUAGCUGAAGAUCUACAACACACAGUAUCGACUAGCAUAGAGAGCGGAGCGCAGGCCCGAGACAAGCAACAUACCGACGCCCCUCAACGCAAACGUCGCAGAACGGCCGACGGCGGACCCCAAAGGUCAAAGUCUGCCAAUCUCCCACUUGAGCGUGUUCCCGCAAAGUUCCGUGUACAGGAUCUUAUCCUAAAGGCUCCCGCGUUUACCAAUAGCAUCUCUGAAGGACUGCAGCGACUUGAUACGGCGACAAACCGUGUUGACUGGCAUCUCCCGCCGGAUAGAGCUUUCAAUGCAUUUGCGAUUCCGCCAACACCAAGUGAGCUUCAAGCGUGGACCGUCCGGCUUACUGCUUCAUUGAAUGGGUUGUUUCCUAACCAGGAGGUGGAGGGGAGUCUUGGGCAGGUGCUGUCCGCUGCUGUUUCUCAACAUAUGAAUGACUAUCUGGCUGUUGAUUCUGCUUGA